AUGUCCUUCGAUUCAACGAAGCUCUUCCGGACCUACCAAAGCCACCAGGACAUCAAGCAGUACCUGGAUGAACUGGUCCAGCGGUACUCAAGUAAAAUCGAGAUCUUCUCGCGUGCAGAAUCGUACGAGGGACGCGAAAUUCUAACCGUGCGCAUCUGUACGGAUGUACACCAGAAACGCUCUCUUGCCAAUCGGUGGUGUAUCCUGAUCGAUGCCGGGAUACACGCACGCGAGUGGAUCACAGUUUCGGUGGCGCUGUUUAUCGUGCAACAGCUGCUCGAAAAGGACGAAAUAAGUGCGAAGAGCUUCAGGAGUUUUGAGUGGAUCAUACUGCCGUUGUUGAACCCGGACGGGUACGAGUACAGCCGAGAGCACAACAAAAUGUGGCGCAAAACACGACGCCCGUUAGGUCUGCGAAGUCAACGAAGCUGCGUCGGUGUGGAUUGCAAUCGGAACUUCAACGUUGCCUGGACCAUCGGAAGCACGCGGUUCUGCUCGUUGCUGUACCGUGGCGAGCGACCUUUUUCCGAGCGGGAAACUAAAAAUGUGCGCGAUCUCUUCCGCCAGCUGCGACCGACGUGUAAGCUUUACCUCUCGCUGCACUCUUACGCCAAGGCCAUUCUUUAUCCAAGAGCUUACACCAGAACGCUUCCCCGGAACUGGCAGAUGCAGCACACGAUCGCGGAAGCCGGCGUGGAAGCGAUGAAAAAGGCAACCGGUGUCCGUUACCGGUGCGGUAGCGCAUCGAACGUGUUAAACCAUCCGGUCGGUGGUUCCAGUAUCGACUACGCGCACGAUAUCGAGAAAGUUCCGGUUGCGCUCGUGAUGGAGAUCGCCUCGAAGGGAUUCCAUCCGCCGGAAGUGAACAUACAGCGAAUCUGCGAGGAAAGCUGGAUCGGUAUCGGGGCGAUGGUGAAUUGUCUUGCCGGGAGCUUCCGCUCCGUGCUCAAGGGCAGCGGUACAUUACAUCUACGAUAA
Molecule: messenger RNA, 978 nt
Organism: Anopheles nili
Lineage: Eukaryota; Metazoa; Arthropoda; Insecta; Diptera; Culicidae
Product: carboxypeptidase B-like
Exons: 3
Coding region: 1-978 (325 amino acids)
Biological process (GO): proteolysis
Molecular function (GO): metallocarboxypeptidase activity; zinc ion binding
Source: RefSeq, a predicted model, not a curated record